Penicillium hordei is the source of this 1026-nucleotide messenger RNA. Its product is annotated as zinc-binding alcohol dehydrogenase family protein. The record is from RefSeq and is a predicted model, not a curated record. Gene Ontology annotation, molecular function: oxidoreductase activity, acting on NAD(P)H. The transcript has a single exon. NCBI's taxonomy places the organism in Eukaryota, Fungi, Ascomycota, Eurotiomycetes, Eurotiales, Aspergillaceae. Bases 1 to 1026 code for a protein of 341 amino acids.
AUGUCUCAUUUAGCAGCCGUCGUUUCCGCACCCAAGGCUCCCCUAGAGGUCCAGGAGAUCGAAACACCUCAACCUGGGCCCGGUGAGCUCCUUAUCAAAAACGAGCUCAUUGCACUCCUGCCAAUUGACGCGAAGAUAGCGAGAUUCGCAAUGCUUCCUAUCAAGUACCCAGCUGUUCUCGGCAAUUCAUUUGCCGGCACCGUCAUUGGAGUUGGCGCCGAUGUUACCGGCUUUGAAAUUGGCGACAAGGUUGCCGCGGUCAAGGCGGCCGGGACUACCGGGAACAAAUACAGCGCCUUCCAGAGAUACGCGGUCAGUCGCGCGCUUACGGCUACCAAACUACCGAGCGAUGCCGCCCUCGACACUGCAGUCCGCCUGGUGGGUAACUUGGCCACCGUUGUUGCUCUGCUCAAUGCGAGUUUGGAGCUGGUAAGACCCAGUUCCGGCAUUUCAGCACAACUCCAAGGCAAGAAAAUCUUGAUAUACGGAGGGACUUCCAGCGUAGGUAGUCUGUCGGUCCAGUACCUCACGCAAGCUGGGUAUGACGUCGUCACAACUACCUCCCCCCGACAUGAGGCUUUUGUAUCCCGUCUCGGCGCCUCUCAAGUCGUCGACCACACCCAGCCCUUCGAGACGACUAUCAACGAGCUCGUUGAGGCAGGCCCUUACGAUAUUGUUGUCGAUUCCAUCUCGAAUUCGGAGACCAUCAAGAUCACGGGAGAAGUUCUUGCAGCGCAAGGAGGAGGAAAGAUUUAUGCACUGCAGCCCGCGUUUGCCCCUGAGGCCCUGCCUGCUGGUGUGACCCGUAAAUUUGAGAGUUGGCCGCUGCUGCUGGGCAAAGAAGAGCACGCAGAGUUACUCGAGUGGACCUUCGGCACAUACUUUCCGCAGGCUCUUGCCCAUGAGAGUCUGAUCCCUGUCUCCGCGAGAAAGAUCCCUGGCGGACUUGCCGGAUUGGACCACGCAUUGAACGUGCUGAUCAAGGGAGUCAGCAGCGAGAAAUUGAUUGUGGACCCUUGGGAAUAG